Messenger RNA from Eupeodes corollae, 3899 nucleotides. RefSeq names its product leucine-rich repeat-containing protein 24 (gene kek5). The record is from RefSeq and is a predicted model, not a curated record. The transcript has 5 exons. NCBI's taxonomy places the organism in Eukaryota, Metazoa, Arthropoda, Insecta, Diptera, Syrphidae. Bases 496 to 3114 code for a protein of 872 amino acids. Gene Ontology annotation, molecular function: protein binding.
GAUUUAUUGGUGGUAAAAAGUUUAUUCUUUGGAAAAUCGUGCACUUAAUGGAUUUAUGGUUCUGAAUUUUCAUUUUACAUGUACAACAACACCAUUGCAAAGGACAUCAGUUGGGGAAGAAGUAACAAGUUCAACAGAGAGACGAGGGUGCCUAAAACUACUUUUGGGAUAAAGUUACAUUUUAUGCUAAUUACAAGUUGUAAAUUCACCCUCACUUCAGAGACCAACACCACGUAGUAAAGAGAAGACCAAAUGCAGCACGAAAAGGACAUGAUAAUUAAUCAAAGUGACCCUCAGGGAUAACAGGCUAAGAUAACCCACAUAGCACAUAAGACCAACCAGAAGCCAUCAUCAAAAGUAUAGAGAAGCAUAAGAUCUUCCCUUUUCGUGCAUCGCCAAUCCCCUUAACAACGAUUACACCGGCCUUCUACAUCUACUCCCUCCCCCCACCCCAACACCAAAAACAAGAACAACAAGAAAAUCAACAACACCAAAAUGUAUUCCACCUCACAACAGCUUUGGGUAGCACAACUUCUGGUGCUGCUGCUGUUCGUCGGUGCCAGUGGCAACUCGGACUGGCUUCAGAACUGCACGUCCUGCCAUUGCAAUUGGAAUUCGGGCAAAAAGACGGCCGACUGUAAGAACAAGUCCCUAACGACCCUGCCUACCGACUUAAGCAAUGAGCUGCAAGUCAUAGACCUGUCCAAUAAUUACAUAGCCGAGCUGAAGCGGGAUCACUUCGUGGAGGCGAACCUGCAGAAUUUGCAUAAAAUUUUCAUGCGAAACUGCACCAUGCAAGAACUCAACCGGGACUCCCUUAAAGGCCUGGUCAUAUUAAUCGAGCUAGAUAUGUCGCACAAUUCCAUACGAGAGCUUCAUCCGAGCAUCUUUUCGGGUCUGGUCAAGCUGCGUAAUUUGGUUAUGAACAACAAUGAAAUCGAGGUGCUGAAAAACAAUCUCUUCGACGGACUCACCUUCCUGUCACGUGUGGAAUUCAAGCACAAUCGUCUGAAAAGAGUUGAAAUUCAUGCCUUCGGCCAGCUGCCCAUGUUGUCGGCAGUCUACCUGGAAUCUAAUCAACUGACGGUGCUGCGCAAGGAGACCUUCGCCAACACCCCCAAACUGCUGCAUUUGUCGCUGGCCGCCAACCCAUGGAACUGCACGUGUGAACUGCAGGAGUUCCGUGACUUUGCCAUUUUUCAUCGGCUCUAUACCCCGCCGACAGACUGUCACGAACCGGCACAUCUGCACGGGAAGCUCUGGCCAGAGAUCCCACCCGACCAUUUUGCAUGUCGGCCGCGGAUAGUUUAUCCCCGACCAGGUCACUAUAUCGAGGCCAAUAGUGAAAACAUAACGCUGUCCUGCCGAGUGGAGGGUGCUCCCCGUCCCGACAUCCUUUGGGUGUACAAUAAGCGACCGAUUAACGUGAAUGACCAACGGUUUCAAGUCCGCAACUCUGUGGAGCAGAAUCGAAUCGAGAACUCCAACAUCCUGACAUCGGAGUUGAUUAUCUUUGGGGUAAGGUCCGCCGACCGAGGUGCCUACACUUGUGUGGCGGAGAAUCGUGGCGGCAAGGACGAGAGCAAUAUGCAGCUGGUCGUUGGCACCGAACGUUAUAUUAACGGCGGAGCCGUCAUAGACGGCAUGGGUGGUCCGGACAAUGGCUUUGAUUCGUCUUCGAAUAUCCUGCUGAUAAUAUGUCUGGUUGCAACUACACUGCUGCUGUUGCUGAUUGUGAUAGUGCUGGUUAUUUGUUGGUAUUGUCGCAGGAUAAAAACCUAUCAAAAGGACGCAACAAUGAGUGAGAAUGGACUGAUUGCUACGAAAAUGGAGAAGGCCCACAAUGGGUCGGUGCUGGAGGGCUCUGUGAUAAUGGAAAUGCAAAAGAGCCUGCUGACAGAGGUUAAUCCGGUUGAGAAGCCUCCAAGGAGGACAGACAUUGAAAAUCUCGACAUGGAUGAUGGACAUGAGAUCAAAAAGACGCUUCUAGAUGAAACGCAAUUUGGAAAUCGUGACGAAGAAACUCACUCCAUUGCUCUAUCCGACACAACACCAAGAUCCCGUCAAACCUAUGUAGACGAUGGUUACGGUACAAAUCUUCCUCCAGAUCUGCUAGCGUUUCCAGCACGUGUUCCUGCCUCACCUUCCAUUCAAAGUUCAACAUCGAAUAUCCCACAAGAAAUGAUAUAUGGCAAAUCACCCUUGGCAAGUCCAGUCUAUCAGCAUGUAAAUCCACAUGGCAUUUAUGGUACAACGAUAGCCCCAUCAGGAUUUAUGACACUCCAACAUCCGAAAAAUCGCAAUCUUGCCUUAGUUGCUGCAGCUAAUUCACGUAAUCAAUCGCCUUUCAUACCCGCCCCAGUUGUCUAUUCGCCAGUGGUGCUGAAACAAGGUUACAUGACAAUUCCGCGCAAGCCGAGAGUUCCAAGUUGGACGCCCACCAAUAGUUCACAGCUCUCCGAAUUCCAAUCGCCAACAUCGCCGAAUCCCAGCGAAACGGGGACAUCGCACACUGAAACCUUCGAGCCGGUCUACGAUAAUUUAGGUCUGCGCACCACUGCCGGGGGCAACUCUAUUCUAAAUCUGCACAAAAUCAACCAAGAACCUGUACGGUAUACAAUGAAGGAUCGGCCGCUGCCAGCCACUCCCAGCACAAGUCAGGGACAACAGCUGCAGCAACAACAGCAGCAACUGCAACAGCAACAACAACAACUGCAACAGCAACAACAGCAAAUGCAACAACAACUCCAGCAACAACAACAACAGCAACAGCAAGCGGCGGCCGCCCAACAAGCAGCGGCGGCAGCCCAAGCUGCGAAGAUCUACGAGCCAAUUCAAGAAUUGGUCAAUAACCUUACAACGACUUCCGAUACCGAACCCCUGUAUGGCACGGCCCGACACCAUAGCGGUGUAACCAUAGUGCCCAGCAUGGUUAUCGGCAAUACUCCCAGCUCGACCAGUGGUGGUAGUGGUAGCGGAGGUGCCGACAAGCUCAGCAAAGUUCCGCCACGCCCACCGCCAAAGCCCAAAAAGAAAAUGUCCGUAACAUCGAAGGGUCAAGGUAGCACGAGUCAACUCUUUGACGACGAAGGCGAAGACGGUACCGAGGUUUAGUUCAAAUCAAAAACGGCUUUGGUUUUCCGUAAUGCCUCCACCGCCGCCGCCGCACAAAGCAUUCAUAGCCCUCCUUCGCCGCAUACUACCGCAAAAAGUCCAUCGAUCUUUUCCUAUUUUUCUACCACCUCCCAUGCAACCUUAUCCAGCACUGCUUCCAAAGGAGAUUUUGUAUAAAAAUAAACAUUAAAUUUAUGAAACGAGUUCCAAUCUCCCUCGCGAAAAGUUGGAUAGUUGAAGGACCUUAACCACGACAACGCACGACUUGUGUUGGCUUAAAAAAAUAUUUUUCAAAAAAUACAAAAAUAGGAUUCGAAUUUAGUGACUUGUGUGCCAAUCGACUGAAAUUUAGAAUUAAAAAACAAAACACUGUUAAUAAGAUUCUAGAAACCUUUUAAAAAAUAAAAAAAAAACUCUUAAUUUCGAAGAGGAACUUCAUCUUCUUCCUCCUCCAUGCCCCUCAUUCCCACAACUUUAAAUGUUUCAUUUUUUACAAAAAAAAAAACAACCUAGAUUAAGUUCUUACAUAAUUUAUAGAUAACUGAAAAAAUAAGAAUAUAAAACAAAAACUUUUGUAUUUACAAAAUAAAAUAAUAUGCUACUUAUUUUGUCAAUGUUCCCUCUAUAUUCCGUUUUCAAAACAAAAAUAAUGUAAAUGUAUAGAGCUGGAUAAAUCAGAAAACAAAAAAGAAUCAAUUAAAAAGCAAAAAUGAAAAACAGAGAAAAUAAUAUUAAAUUUUAAUCUCAAUUUUAAGGCUUAAAACAAGAAAACAAAAAUAAAAAUA